AUGGCACCACGGAAAGACAAAAAGUCUCAGAACUCAACCUGGAAGCUUCAUUGGGACUUUAUUCAUCCUGCGGAAGAUGGAAUUUAUGAUUCAGGAAAUUUUGAACAGUGUCUGCAGGAGAAGAUUAAACUCAAUGGGAAAACUGGGAAUCUUGGAAAUAUUGUUCACAUUGAACGCUUCAAGAAUACAAUCACAGCUGUUUCUGAGAAACAGUUCGCUAAAAGGUAUUUGAAAUACCUUACCAAGAAGUACCUUAAGAAGAACAAUCUUUUUUAUGAUUCAUUUUGUGUGGUUGCAUCUGACAAGGAGACUUACGAACUUUGUUACUUCCAGAUUAGUCAAGAUGAAGACAGAUCAGAGUCUGAGAAUUAG
Molecule: messenger RNA, 372 nt
Organism: Lepus europaeus (European hare)
Lineage: Eukaryota; Metazoa; Chordata; Mammalia; Lagomorpha; Leporidae
Product: ribosomal protein eL22-like 1
Exons: 1
Coding region: 1-372 (123 amino acids)
Biological process (GO): cytoplasmic translation
Cellular component (GO): ribosome
Molecular function (GO): RNA binding; structural constituent of ribosome
Source: RefSeq, a predicted model, not a curated record